UACGGAUACGCGAGUCCUGCAUGCGGCGCCCAGCGCUCGCGUGGUGCAUCGCUCUUCUCUUGAGCACGUCGAUCUUCGCGCUCCUGUACGUGACCACGGACGCCUACUUUGUAUCGCCGAGAAUGUCUUCCAGCAGCGCCGACCCCAUGCGCGUGCACUGGGCCCACGCCGUCAACUCGCAGGCGCAGCUCACAGACGCGCUCGCGAGAGGGCUCGCCCUCGAGGCCGACGUGCAGUUGAGCCCCGAGAACGUGCUCAUCAUGGCCCAUCCGCCGGCCAACACGAGCGACUUGACGUUCGAGAUGUUCUUGGCGCGCGCGUCGGCCUCGAAUUGCAUCGUCAAGCUCGAUUUCAAGACCCGCGCUGCGUUCGAGGCGGCGCUCAGCAACCUCACGGCCGCGCCCGCGAGUUUGCGCCGCCGCAUUUGGCUCAACGCCGACAUCUUACGCGGCAGCGAGGCUCCAGCACCCAGCUUUGAUGCAGCGCAGUUCGUCGCGCAAGCCACUGCCUGCCAUACCGACAAGCUCAGUGUCGGCUGGACAACGUCGGCUGCGAGCGUCGAGUACACUUCGGCCAUGGUGGACGAGAUGCUGCAGCUAUUGCAAGGCGUGAAUGCCAGCGCCACGCUGCCCAUCAAAGCGUCGCUCGUGCGCCGCAGCUGGCCCGCACUCGAGCGCGUCUACACCAACUCGACGCAUGGGCUCACGCUCUGGUCGAACGACGCGCUCUCGGACGAUGAGAUGACGUGGCUGCACACGACGCUCGAGACGACGCCCGCGCUGCGAGGCCGCACGUACUACGAUCUUGCUGGUUGGAACGAGCUCGUGGCGCGCAACCAGUGGUAAGCUCGUCUGCCGCAUUCGCUUCCACUUGGUGCUUUUCAUUUUGGUUGUUUGUACUUUUCCACCAAUUCUUUUCGAAACAUGUUCCACGAC
Molecule: messenger RNA, 935 nt
Organism: Saprolegnia parasitica CBS 223.65
Lineage: Eukaryota; Oomycota; Saprolegniomycetes; Saprolegniales; Saprolegniaceae
Exons: 1
Coding region: 21-845 (274 amino acids)
Source: RefSeq, a predicted model, not a curated record